Molecule: messenger RNA, 2648 nt
Organism: Diorhabda carinulata
Lineage: Eukaryota; Metazoa; Arthropoda; Insecta; Coleoptera; Chrysomelidae
Product: syntenin-1-like
Exons: 5
Coding region: 298-1227 (309 amino acids)
Cellular component (GO): cytoplasm; plasma membrane
Molecular function (GO): protein binding
Source: RefSeq, a predicted model, not a curated record
GAACAUAAUAACAGUACCACCAACGUAAAAAAUUUGUAUGAAAGUUAAUUUUUGUACUUGUUUAUAAUAAAAUAAUAUUGAAAUUAAUAGUUAAUAAUAAUUUCUAUUUCAUUAAAAGCACAAAAAUAUUUACCUUUUGUUUAAUUUAGCGGAAAGGGAAAUUGUAUGUAUGUAAAAAUAUUUAUACGUUUGACAGAUACGAAGUGACAGUUGUAGAAUAACAACUAAAAUCUUUAUCGCGCGAGAUUUUUACAACAAAUUAUUAUCGAUUGUUAAUUAACGCAAUUUAUAAAAAAAAUGUCGCUGUAUCCGAGUUUGGAAGAUAUGAAAGUUGAUCAAAUGGCAAAUGCCCAAUACAAUCAAAUCCAAAGAAAUAUCGCGGCUGCACCAGCUAGUGCUCCACCACCGUAUAACUACCCUAAUUUUAAUUCAAUGCCUAUUCCCGCUAUUGCCGCUCCCGAUUCAUCUGGGCAGCAGUUAUAUCCGCAUUUAGGAGAAUACAUGGGGCUGGAAUUAAGCGAAGCGGUUAUUGCGGAGAAUAUGCCUGAAUAUACACAAGUUGCAUUACAACAACAGAACGUUCCUCAAACAACGUCAACCGGUUUGAUAGCUCCGAUUUCGGGACAAUCCGUAGGGCUUAAAAGGGCACAAAUAACCCACGGCGUUCGCCAACUAAUACUUUGUAAAGAUAAAGACGGGAAAGUUGGUGUACGCGUUAAAGCCAUAAACAAAGGUAUAUUCGUCAGCAUCGUCGUGGAUAAAUCCCCAGCAGCGCUAGCAGGACUCAGAUUCGGCGAUCAAAUUUUACAAAUAAACGACGAAAACGUAGCAGGAUAUUCAAUGGAUAAAGUUCAUUCGUUGUUUAAAAAGAGUCCUGUAAACGGGAUCAAAGUUACUGUGAGAGAUAGACCAUUUGAAAGGACCUUAACUCUACACAAAGACAGCGUGGGAUGUUUAGGGUUCCAAUUUAAGCAUGGGAAAAUCACUACGAUUGUUAAAGAUUCAUCUGCUGCCAGAAAUGGCGUUCUCAUCGACCAUCAACUAUUGGAAAUAGACGGACAGAACGUUGUAGGAUUGAAGGAUAAAGAAAUCGCUAAUAUUAUUCAAAAAGCAGGACCGGUUGUAACCGUAACUGUGAUACCGUGUUUCUUGUAUGACCAUAUGAUAAAAUCGAUGUCUGGAUCCUUGAUUAAAGAUAUCAUGGAUCAUUCUAUACCAUCAGUUUAAUUAAAUCCCCUUGGUAAUCGACAAUUAGAAUAGAUUUGUAUCUUCAAUGUUAUAUGUUAGUAGAUAUAUUUUUAUAACCACCCUAUAUAUAUAUUCUCCACUUUUAUUUUAUCUAUGAUUGUUUUUUAAUUUAAGAGGGUCAUAUGUAAAGUUUAUGUAUUUAAAAUCGUCCCUUACCUCAUUUUUAUUUACAGUUUUUUUUUAUUAUACGACGGUUAUAUGAAAAGUAUUUAUAUUAAAAUUGUUUCUAAUCAAUAAUAUUUGAUCACGUCUCGUAAUUAUUUUGAAUUUUUAUCGUUUUUGAUAAUACGAGGGUUAACAGAAAAGUAAUUUAUAGUAAUCGCAGAAAAUAUACUUUAAAGUGUAUCAAAUAUCAAAUUAUUAAAAAAAAAUCAUCAAAAUAUCGUUUUUUGUUAUGGGAAGCAGCUUAUUUAAUAAUUAUAUUGACCGAGAUUAUUAUUGGCAGCAAUAUAUGGAUAGUAAUUGGAAAAAAAGUUAUUCUUGUAGCAUAAAAUCAAUAUUUACUCAAUUUUUUAUUUUGAAAAAAUCGUUAUAUUUCCAUUAAAAUGCUAAAUUUCGAGGUUAGGAACAAUUUGAAUGAAUAUAAAUACGAUUUUGAAAUACAAAAACUUAAAAAAAAAUUAUUCACUACUAUUUCCCUCUUUUUAUAUUUACCGAUUAUAUACAUGUUUUAUUAUCAUUUAUUCGUGCCAUAAAGUAUGCUGCAUUAUUAAACACAAAUAUAAAUAAAAAUCACAGUUUAUUGUUUAUAUUAUAAAUUUUUUUCCACUUUUAUUGCACCCUAUAUAUAUUUGAACAUAUUUAAAAAUAAUAAACAAUAAUUUUAGGAUGAGACCUAUUGCAAAAAGGGAGAAAAUAUGAUGAAAUGCAGAAAAAAUAAUAUAAGGGCGAUCUGAGGUCGGGGGUGGGUUUUUAAGGGUAAAAAGGUUCUCCUCAUUUUCCAUUAGGUUUCAUCCUACUAUUACUUUUUUUAUUUCAAAAAAUAUCGACUGAGAUUUUAUUGCUAUUAAGAUCUGUUUAGAAAAUGUAUCGAUAAAUAUGAGGAGCAUCCCAAUAGUUUAAGUAUGAGCUAUUUGAAAAAAUAAAUGAUUUUUUUGGGCUUAAACUAUUUAUGAAAUAAAAAACCUCGAAAGUAUGCUUUAUUAAAAAUAACAAAAUUACAGCGGAUUCCAUUUUUGGGGAAAAUAUUUGUGAUAUAAAUAAUAAAUUUAUCGAUUUCAAAACUUUGCAGGUAUUUUUAAAUUGAAGAAAAAUAAAAGACAGGAGAUUAUUUUUAUUGUGAAUUAAUCCCAAAUAAAUGUAUACAAUUUUUUUUGAAAUCAUUAUCUAAUGUAUUUAUCUUCACCAAAAAUAUUAGCUAUAUGUGAAAUAAAAAAACAUUUUAAUAAAUAUAACAAAAA